Molecule: messenger RNA, 2219 nt
Organism: Thunnus maccoyii (southern bluefin tuna)
Lineage: Eukaryota; Metazoa; Chordata; Actinopteri; Scombriformes; Scombridae
Gene: pex11g
Product: peroxisomal biogenesis factor 11 gamma
Exons: 5
Coding region: 201-923 (240 amino acids)
Biological process (GO): peroxisome fission
Cellular component (GO): peroxisomal membrane
Source: RefSeq, a predicted model, not a curated record
CGCGUCUACCAAAGCUACGGAAGAAGAAGAAGUUCGAUUGACUCGGUGCUUCCUGUUCAAAGUCCAGCAGAGGAAAUAUGCAGUAUUAAUCCGUAAAACUAUAACCUGAGGAUGUCGAGCAUGAAUGAGGCUCAUCACAGAGUUUCAUCGAUCAGUUUUGAUUUAUUUUACAGCUCUGUGUGUGUGUGAGAGCUGCAGACAUGCAGCAGUCUCUGGAGUCUCUGGUCCGCCUGCUGGAGUCCUACAGAGGAAGAGAUAAAGUUAUCAGGACGGUGUGUUAUGGCUCCCAGCUGGUCGGAGGAGUUCUUACCCGUAAGGCAGAAGCAGACGUUUCAUCCCGCCAGCUCGGGAAAAGUCUGCUGCUGUUUUCUGCUCAGCUCAGCCACUGCAGGACGGUGCUCAGGCUGUUCGAUGAUCUGUCCAUGCUGGCUUACUCACAAAGCUACGGGUUUGGAGCCGAGGAAGAGGACUCAGCCGUGCGCUGGAUAUCGGUGUUGACCAACGUGGCCGACCAGCUCUACUACCCCUGUGAACACAUUGCCUGGGCUGCUGAUGUCGAACUCAUCAAACUGAAGUCUGAUAAAUGGUGGCUGUUUAGCACGGUACUGUGGGGAACGUCGCUGCUGCUGGGAAUACUCAGGUCACUCCGAGUUCUGCUGUUACUGAAGAAGAAGCUGAAGAGAUGUGAGAGAGACGGAGCCGGCAGCAGUCGCUCUCGGCUCCGCAGGCAGAUGCAAGGAGAGCUGCUGUCUGUCCUCAGCAGCAUGGCUGACCUCAGUAAUGCUAUUCACUGGAUGCCGCCCGGCUUCUUGUGGGCAGGACGAUUCCCCAGCUGGCUGGUCGGACUGAUGGGCACCAUCUCGUCUCUGAUUGGUUUGAUCCAGAUGAGCGCUGGCGACAGUGAACAAUCUGAAAGUGCCUAGUCUUCACCAUGUUUUAUCAUCACUGCAGGAAAGACACGUAUCUGUGGAAAAAGCUGAGUGAAAGGAUGUAAAGCCGGUCUGUAAUAUGACCAGACUGUCUGGGGAGAUUCAUUGCAGUUUUCUAGCAAGUAAGAUCCAAAAAACAUAUUGAAUCAACAUCCUAUAGACUCAUAAUUAAAUUGUAAUAAGUGAAUAUCAUCAAAGAGAUUUCUUCAGUUGUGAAAAAGAAGCAAAACAUUUAAUUUCACUGGAUUUUUUACACAUAUUUGGAGAUUUUAGUCUGUCAUUAGACAGUGGAAAAUGUGAUUUGAUGAUGAGAUCAAUCAAUUAAAUUUUCAUUCAUUUAUCCCUCUUAUCUCUCAGCUACCUGUUGUAGCAACACAAUCAAACAAAUGUGAAAUGGAUUUAGAAUGUAUGUGUCGUUAUUUACAGAUAAAAGCAUUUAAACAGCUUAUUACUGCAGUGUAGACGUUGUCAGAAAGUAUUGGGCAGGUAAUACCUCCUACUUUUUGUUGUCUGAGACUGUUUCAGUGCAACCAAGUGUCCAAAUAUUUGCCUUGGACAACAGCUCCUUCCCCUGAGGGAUACGCAUCUCCUCAGUUGUUUUUCAACAUGCAAAGUCGUCCAAGACUCAGGUCCCAGGUUUAUUCUUGCAACAGCCAGUAUGUGUAUCAGUAGGUGCAAAGUGCAGAGAAGAGGCACAAUUGUCGCUACUUGUUCAGUCAAUCACCCUAGAAGGUCAGUGCACAAUUAGCUAAAAUAAUGAACAUAAUGAUUGUUUUUAGAAAAUAAAUAUGUGAGGUGAAUCCAAGAGGAUUAAAACGACAGUGUGGAUGCUUGCCUGAUAAUGUUGCCUUAGAAACGCACUACAUGCACCUGUUUUUUAAAAUCUCACAUUUAUUCAUAUACAAUGAAACCUGUGAAUUAAUUAUUAUAUCUCUGUGAUUUUUACGAGUUGGCUGCUGCAGCAAAUGAAAAAGAUAUUCUGUGACACUAUCUUAAAGUCCAAUUUUGUGUUUGUUUAAAGCAUGCAAUGUCCUCUAGUUACACUACAGCGACCAGUUUCUGAGGCUGAUGUGGUUGUGAUAACUUAGAAAUUAGCUGCAGAAUUAUGAUUUGCAUUAAAGAAUCAAUAGAAGAAAACUGUAGUGCAAAGUAAUUUGACAACAUCGGUGAGGUUUUGUAUGGAAACAGACUUUGUAAUUAGUCAAAUGACACAGCAGUUGCUUGAGUAAUAUUUGAUCAUGUAAAAUAAUGAACUUUUUAAAUAAAUUGUUUGUCUUUUCGUUCUCCUGA